Aspergillus niger is the source of this 3012-nucleotide messenger RNA. RefSeq lists its product as uncharacterized. The record is from RefSeq and is a predicted model, not a curated record. Lineage: Eukaryota; Fungi; Ascomycota; Eurotiomycetes; Eurotiales; Aspergillaceae. The transcript is spliced from 2 exons. Bases 1 to 3012 code for a protein of 1003 amino acids.
AUGUCGUUUUUCUUUGGACGCCGCCAUUCCAUCUCAUCCGCCACUCUGAGUCAGGGCGAUAACCUUCCCAGAAGUGAGAGGGGGAGGAGAGCCUCAUUACCCAAUGUGUCCGAUCCGAACAAUACCGGCUCCCACGCUAAAGGUGUGAUCCACGACAUAUUCCACAAGCAUCGAGGGGACUCGGAAACAGGCUCUUCAACUGGGACAAAGACGCCUAAAUCGACUGAUACAGCCCGAUCCAAUUCCACAAAGCCGGAUACCCACUCCCAGGACGAGCAACCUGGUUCCCACCACCAUUCGGAGCAGGCUGCCAAACCUCGUCAAUCACACCAUUACGAGGGUCCAUCUUCACAUAACCAGCUGACGAAAAAGGACAUCGAAACGAUAUUUUCGGGAGCUCCAUACUUCCUGCUGGAGAAGGGAAAGCAUGGGCUCUUUUACCCACAGAUAAUAUUCCCUUUUGAUGAUCACGAUCCCACCAUUCAAAGUCUCGGGGAUAGACGGCCGCUUCCUCAUGCCUCCUACACCCUGUGUACUCUUCAUGCUCAUUUGCCAGUACCGGACGACUGGGUGAUUGAAGGGGAAACGCCGGUUCAUCUGGGGCAUUGGAAACGAUCGGAAGCUCCGAAGCGGGCGACUUUUGAUGUUGGAGUUCACGAAGUACCCAAUAUGCUGUCAGUCAAUGGCAAAGACGCUGGUACGAUCGGUUUCCGUCACUUCCUCGAACUGCCCGUCGCCGACUCGGUCUUAUACGCGGGGCCCGUGAAACCACGACCAUGCUCUGACCUCCUUCACAUCUCAUCGCUACCAGCAACCGAGGCGUAUGAAUUGAUGGGGCACUAUAACGACCCGUAUGCCCAGUGCGCGGAUGGUACCAUCCAUGACCGGAAGAAGUUGCUCUGCGAAGGACCGGUAGCUUGGAAGAGGAUCGGUGUCCGCGAUGUCGACUUGCGAGCCCUAGUGGAGCGUCUCCAGACCCUGAAGACCCUCCGCUACGACAUUCUGCACGGGGAGGCCCCAAAGACGAUUCUAGACACAGAAAGCACUCGAGAGCUGUACAGUGGACUGUUCAAUCGGUUUCUGUACCCACCGGUGCGGUUUCUGCUUGCGGAUGCCGGCGAUCCUCAUAGUUUGAAGGCUCAAAUCAAAGCUCUGACAGUGGUUUUGGCUACCCCUGGGGCGUGGUUUGACUUCAGUCUGAUCGAUUGGCGAUUGCAUCUUGGACAAGUACUGUUUGAGAAUCCCCCACACAGCGACGGCGACUUCCUUGAUCCGGACAAGUCUGACAAACCCUGGGUGCAUUUCACACUGGAACGCAAGUGGCUUCUCGUCCAGAUGCUGCUCGCUGCGGAGCUACUAAUGCGUUUGGAUGCCACUGUUCGAGUAGGAAUGCUGCAGAAUGCGCGGGAUAUCGAUGUCUCGGUGCAUGAUGUGUACGAGUUUGACCGGCUACGUAGUGGUAAGCUGAAUUGGGACCUGGUUACAGUUCGACGAUUUCUAGACAGCUUUCGCUUUGCCUACAACCCUGUGGAGCCGGACAACCCUUCUCCGACCAUACCUGCACCGAGCAAGUCGCCUGAGCGGCAUCAUCAUCGUGGAUUCCUCGAAGCCUUCACACACCACUCGACAUCAUCCGCCCAUAAUGAUGAAUCCGCCUGGCGGUGUCACCUAACUCCCAGCCAUGUUGACCAGCAACUAAAAGGAUUGUUCGUUUUUGCAGACAACAUUGGCUGGCCAGGACUGGAUACAUUCAAGAGUGCACUGCGAUCCAAACUUGAGGGUGAUGGUGUGGAAAAGAAAAUCGAAGCCGCCUACACCAUACCUCUUACCAAUGCGCUACCUGCGGAGUAUUCCACUACGGACUUGACAAAAGAGAUCUAUAGCAGAUCUCCAUCGCGCCGGUUGCUCCUCCUUCAUUCUCCUCACAGCAUACGUCCCCUGAACAUUGGAGGUUGGAUCACGCGUAGCUGGCUCGCGGGGUUGGUAAUCCCUGGCGAGUCCAUCAGCCACCUUCUCAUGGCAACCAUCCUAGAAAAUGACGAAGAGGCUAUGGCUACACUUGGUCCAGUCGCGAACGUUUAUGGUGGUUUCACGUACAAGGGAAAGACCUGGUGGAGUAAGAAGUGCAUUGUCGGACGAGUAUUGGCAAGCCAACCGGGUACUAAGGUCUGUUUGGCGUGGCUGGCAAGCUCUAUAUUGCCCAAAGACUCGGAGAGUGGAGAGCGAUUGGUCAACACAUGGUUUGAGGUGGAUGUCCGCGAGCCGCCCCGGCGUCCAGGCAAGCCACGCAUCAAACACGGAAACAGGCUGUCCUUUGACUCUACGCCGCUUGGCUUGGGAGAGCUUACGAGUGGAGUAUUCUUGCUGCCUGUCGAUGGCCCCUCCGAUAGCUGGUCGAAAGCAAACAUUAACUUCCAGGACCUCACCUUCUCCCUCGAUGCGAAACGAACAGACAACAACCUAACCGUAGUUAAAAAGGCCUUUGCCAGUUUCCUUCUCGCUUCCACUGCUACCGGGCCAACCCCAGUGUCGUUUGAAUUGGCCUACAAUGUACGAUUUAUUUCUUCCCACGAGUGCCGUCCACCCGGGGGGUCGGUCAACUAUCAGAAUCACCCAAGCGCCCCGGAUGGCGGGUCAUCAUCUUCGUCAUCAAGCCAUGUCUCCCAUAGACACCACCGUUUGCCGGGCCACCCGUUGCACCGAUCGUACGCGUACAAGUGGGUUCCUCUAGAAUCCCUUUCGGAGACAUCUCACUCGGAUAGCCACAGCAGCGGACUAGUUAAGGAAGAGAUCCUCCUUCUUGACGCGCGGGGCUCGCACGACAAGGAAACAUUUGCACGAGCAUGGUGUGCGUCUGUUGGACAUCAUGCCGUCAUUGGCAAGGUUGGACGGACCUGUCUGGCAUGUUGCAUUCGAGAAGCCCGAGCGUUACAGGUGAAGGUGGUGAUUCGCAUUGGGGACGGGAUGUCGACGCCCUCUUCGUCGAUCCAAGUAUUGUAUGGUGGAGAGUAG